AUGGAAGGACGCUCCGCUGGUACGGCAAAAAAAAAAGCCCCUUCGUCCUUAGAAGCCCCUGAGGUAGCAGCUGUAGCCUAUUGCAGGAAGGGGGGCCAUCUCUGUGAAAAAUCGUGCUUCAAGGGGCCGACCGACAUGUACGGUAGUAAAAUGCACACGUGGCUGGGGCAUGGAAAAAUCGAGAGAGAUGGGAAGUUAAUGAUGUAUCCCUCUUUGAAGGGAAGUGCAUUGUUAAGGGCAUGCUGA
Molecule: messenger RNA, 246 nt
Organism: Nezara viridula (southern green stink bug)
Lineage: Eukaryota; Metazoa; Arthropoda; Insecta; Hemiptera; Pentatomidae
Source: the annotation of a GenBank genome assembly